Priapulus caudatus is the source of this 231-nucleotide messenger RNA. RefSeq names its product stress response protein NST1-like. The record is from RefSeq and is a predicted model, not a curated record. The transcript has 4 exons. Lineage: Eukaryota; Metazoa; Priapulida; Priapulimorpha; Priapulimorphida; Priapulidae. The annotation marks the transcript as partial.
AUGCAGAAGAGCAGAGCAGAUGCAGAGAGCAAGAGAUUAGAGAGUAGAAUAGUAGGAGAGUACGAGAAGUAGAGGCAGAUAGAUAGAGAGUAGAGAGUCAAAGUAGAGAAUGUAGAAGAUGUAGAGAGCAGCAGAGAGCAGAGAGAUGCAGAGAGAUCUAGAAGAGCAAGAGAAGAAAGUAGACGGCAGAAAGAGUAGAGAGAAAAGAUAGAGAGAGGAGAAGAAAGAAUA